Molecule: messenger RNA, 714 nt
Organism: Corylus avellana
Lineage: Eukaryota; Viridiplantae; Streptophyta; Magnoliopsida; Fagales; Betulaceae
Product: ubiquitin-NEDD8-like protein RUB2
Molecular function (GO): protein binding
Source: RefSeq, a predicted model, not a curated record
UCAGUGAAAAAAAAAAAAACAAAAAAACAAAAAACUGAAAAACAAAACCCACGCUAAGCCCACCCAACAUCACGCGAAGAAAGAAGAUGCAGAUCUUUGUGAAAACGCUGACCGGGAAGACUAUCACCCUCGAGGUCGAGAGCAGUGACACCAUCGACAAUGUCAAAGCCAAGAUCCAGGACAAGGAAGGUAUCCCUCCAGACCAGCAGAGACUGAUUUUUGCUGGUAAGCAAUUGGAAGAUGGUCGAACUCUUGCUGAUUACAACAUCCAAAAGGAGUCGACACUUCACCUAGUUUUGAGGCUUAGGGGAGGAACUAUGAUUAAGGUGAAGACUCUGACUGGGAAAGAAAUUGAGAUUGAUAUUGAGCCAACUGAUACCAUUGAUCGGAUAAAGGAACGGGUCGAGGAAAAAGAAGGAAUUCCUCCAGUGCAGCAAAGGCUUAUUUAUGCUGGUAAGCAGCUUGGGGAUGACAAAACAGCCAAAGACUACAAUAUUGAGGGGGGUUCUGUCCUCCAUCUGGUGCUUGCACUGAGGGGUGGCAGCCUUUAAGUAGUUAUUUGUCAUGGAGACUCGUUUAGGCUCUAUUUUGUAUGAACUUAUGAGAUACUGAAUGUGUGGUGUGUGGAUAAACCCAAAAAUGUGGCUGGAAACUUGUUUUGAUUAAAUGACUCUAGUGCUUCUUAAUGCUGUUAAUUUGCCUUAUUUUCUUCUA